UACACAUUUCAAUUCAUCGCUGCCAUUUUCGUUUUGUGGCACGGUUAUCCGGUGGUCUGUGUAUCAUUUUACCUCAAUAACUAACAGUUCUUUGCCUCAUACAUGUUGAGAGAGUUUUCUAUCGUGUUAUAUUGUUUGUGAAAUUCACAAGUGGCUUCUCAAAGUGUGUUUAUUUGCGACCGAAAACGUCAAUUUAUCAGGGUGGAGAAGUAAUGUUUACGAGGUAGCUGCCGUAGUGAGUGGCGAUGCCGCUGCCGAAGCGCCAAGUGGAGCCGGUGCACGUGUCUCGCGGCACCGUGCCGGAGCGCCUCGCCGUGCCGUCGGAACUCGAGGCGGUCACCAAUGGGACGCUUGCUAACACUGUCAGACAGUUGUCAUCGCUAUCGAAACAUGCGGAGGAUAUGUUCGGCGAGUUGACCCGGGAGGCGACGGGGCUGGCCGAGCGGACUAACGUGCUGCAAGCGAGGAUCGACCGGCUGGCGAUCAAGGUUACACAGUUGGACUCCGGGGUCGAAGAAGUAUCACUUCAAGACAUCCAAAUGCGGAAAGCGUUCCGCUCCUCGCGGACCUUCCAACAGCAGUUGUUCUCCCGCAAUACGAUGCCCUCCGCCAUGCAAGCGACAUACGCCAAAUGCGACCGCCCUCCGCCUUUGGAGAGGCUCAACGAAUUUAGAGAUGACGGAAGGGAUGCGAGGAAGUUCUAUACUGAUCCAGAUUACUUCUUCGAGCUCUGGCGUAGAGAGAUGCUACAGGAUACUGAGCGGAUUCAGCAUGAUCGAGGGAAGAAGGUACGCCCGGCCCGUAGCGGCGGCGGCGCAGACGGUCGGGGCACGCGUAGAGUUCGCGCGUUACAUUCUACGAGAGAGAAGCAGAAGGCGGCCGCCGUCACUAGAGGGGAACAUAUAAUGGCGCCGGCGCAGCUGAGGCAUUACAACAUCGACCAGUACCGCCCCGACCCGCUCUACCAGGCGACGACGGUACCAGACGGCGGGUACAGAGCCUCUCAACCUCGGCCGGCGUCGCAGCAGGCGCGACCUAACUCCAUAGAGAUUGAUACGCAGCCCCAUAGACAACAGAGGAUCGCCGGCAAUGGACAUGUGGUGCAAGAGGAGAGUCCGUACGGCGGUGUGGCGGAGCCGAUAUACGGCGGCAGCGGCGCCGGCACGCCGCGCCGGCCGCGCCCCUCCGUGCCGCCGCCCGCGCCGCCGCCGCAGCCCGCGCAGCCCACGCCGCACCACACGCCCGACAGGUCGGCGUUGCCCCCCCCUCCGCCGCCGCCGGGCGCGUCCCCCCCGCCGCUGGUGAACGGCGCGUCCCCGCCGCAUCGCACCGCGCUCGACGCGCAUCUCGACCACAUGCACGCUGUCAUUGGCAUGAUGUCGUCGGAGGAGAGCGGCGCGGGCUCGCCGCCCCCCCCGCCCCCCGCGGCGGCCCCCCCGGCGCCCGCGCCGCCCGCGCCGCCCGCGCCGCCGCCCGCGCCGCAGCAGGAGCGGCCGCGGCCGCCGUCGCCCGGCGCGCUGCUGCGGGGCGCCUCCAACCUCAAGCCGCCGCGCCCCGCCGCCGACCCGCAGCCCGACCCGCGCUCCGACCUCUUGAAGGCUAUCAGAGAUGGCAUAAAACUGCGCAAAGUGGAGAAGCGCGGCGACGACCCGAGCGGGCGCUACGACACGCUGCGCGCCGCGCCGGCGCUGCACGACGUGGCGUCCAUCCUGGCGCGGCGCGUGGCCGUGGAGCUCAGCGACUCCAGCUCGGCGCCCGACUCCGACUCCGACGACUCCGACCAGUGGACCGAGAGCCGCGCGUGACGCCGGCCCGACCUCGCCGCGCUGACCAGCGCCGAGCCGCCCCCGGCGCCCCCCGCCCCGGCGUCGGAGCGGGUCACCAUCAACCUCCAGCUCGCCCGGGGCGCCUCCGACGACGACCGCGAUCAGUGCUACGUGAGAAACUCCUCCUUCUUGAGCCGCGACACCAGCAACAAGA
This is a messenger RNA of Amyelois transitella, 1980 nucleotides long. It is a transcript of the gene SCAR, whose product is annotated as actin-binding protein WASF3. Bases 246 to 1805 code for a protein of 519 amino acids. Gene Ontology annotation, biological process: positive regulation of Arp2/3 complex-mediated actin nucleation; actin cytoskeleton organization. NCBI's taxonomy places the organism in Eukaryota, Metazoa, Arthropoda, Insecta, Lepidoptera, Pyralidae. Gene Ontology annotation, cellular component: cytoskeleton; SCAR complex. The transcript is spliced from 11 exons. Gene Ontology annotation, molecular function: actin binding; Arp2/3 complex binding; protein kinase A regulatory subunit binding. The record is from RefSeq and is a predicted model, not a curated record.